CAAUUAUCUUGACCCAGGCAGGACACAUGCAGGCCAAAAAACGCUAUUUCAUCCUGCUCUCAGCCGGUACUUGUCUCGUCCUUUUGUUUUAUUUCGGAGGCUUGCAGUUUAGGGCAUCCAGAAACCAAAGCAGGAGAGAGGAGCACAGUAGUAGGAAUGGCUUGCACCACACUAGUCCGGAUCAUUUUUGGCCCCAGUUCCCGGACGCUUUGCGCCCUUUCAUUCCUUGGGAUCAAUUGGAAAACGAAGAUGACAAUGUGCCCAUUUCCCCAAAGCAGAAGCGAGACGGUAAUUCCAGCAUCUACAAAGGCAAGAGGUGUCGCAUGGAGUCCUGCUUCGAUUUCACCCUUUGCAAGAAAAACGGCUUCAAAGUGUACGUCUACCCGCAGCAGAAAGGGGAGAAAAUCGCAGAAAGUUACCAAAAUAUUUUAGCAGCCAUCGAGGGCUCCAGGUUUUACACUUCUGAUCCCAGCCAGGCGUGCCUGUUUGUCCUGAGCUUGGAUACUUUAGACAGAGACCAAUUGUCACCUCAGUAUGUGCACAAUUUGAAAUCAAAAGUGCAGAGUCUCCACUUGUGGAACAAUGGUAGAAAUCACUUAAUUUUUAAUUUAUAUUCUGGCACCUGGCCUGACUACACUGAAGAUGUGGGGUUUGACAUUGGCCAGGCAAUGCUGGCCAAAGCCAGCAUCAGUACUGAAAACUUCAGACCUAAUUUUGAUGUUUCUAUUCCCCUCUUUUCUAAGGAUCAUCCCAGGACAGGAGGGGAGAAGGGAUUUUUGAGGUUUAACACUAUCCCUCCUCUCAGGAAGUACAUGUUGGUAUUCAAGGGGAAAAGGUACCUGACGGGGAUUGGGUCAGACACCAGGAAUGCCUUAUAUCACGUCCAUAACGGGGAGGAUGUGGUCCUCUUAACCACCUGCAAGCAUGGCAAAGACUGGCAAAAGCACAAGGACUCUCGUUGUGACAAAGACAACACAGAAUACGAAAAGUAUGAUUAUCGAGAAAUGCUGCACAAUGCCACUUUCUGUCUGGUUCCCCGUGGCCGCAGGCUUGGCUCCUUUAGAUUUCUGGAGGCACUGCAGGCUGCCUGCGUCCCGGUGAUGCUGAGCAAUGGAUGGGAGUUACCAUUCUCUGAAGUGAUUGAUUGGAACCAAGCUGCCAUCAUUGGGGAUGAGAGAUUGUUAUUACAGAUUCCUUCUACAAUCAGGUCUAUCCAUGAGGAUAAAAUCCUAGCACUUAGACAACAGACACAGUUCUUGUGGGAGGCUUAUUUUUCUUCAGUUGAGAAGAUUGUAUUAACUACACUAGAGAUUAUUCAGGACAGAAUAUUCAAGCACAUAUCACGUAACAGCUUAAUAUGGAACAAACAUCCUGGAGGGCUGUUCAUACUGCCACAGUAUUCAUCGUAUCUGGGAGAUUUCCCUUACUACUAUGCUAACCUAGGUUUAAAGCCCCCUUCCAAAUUUACUGCAGUCAUCCAUGCAGUGACCCCUUUGGUUUCUCAAUCUCAGCCAGUGUUGAAACUUCUAGUUGCUGCAGCCAAGUCUCAGUACUGUGCCCAGAUUAUAGUUCUUUGGAAUUGUGACAAACCCCUGCCAGCCAAACACCGCUGGCCAGCCACUCCUGUGCCUGUCAUCGUCAUUGAAGGAGAAAGCAAGGUCAUGAGCAGUCGUUUUCUGCCCUACGACAACAUCAUCACAGAUGCAGUCCUAAGUCUUGAUGAAGACACUGUGCUUUCAACUACUGAGGUGGAUUUUGCCUUUACAGUGUGGCAGAGUUUUCCAGAGAGGAUUGUAGGGUACCCAGCUCGCAGUCAUUUCUGGGAUAACACUAAGGAACGAUGGGGUUACACGUCUAAGUGGACUAAUGACUAUUCCAUGGUAUUGACAGGAGCUGCUAUUUACCACAAAUAUUAUCACUACCUGUACACUCAUUAUCUGCCAGCCAGCCUGAAGAAUAUGGUGGACCAGCUGGCCAACUGUGAGGACAUUCUGAUGAACUUCCUUGUGUCAGCUGUGACGAAACUGCCUCCAAUCAAAGUGACCCAGAAAAAACAGUAUAAAGAGACAAUGAUGGGGCAGACUUCUCGGGCUUCUCGUUGGGCUGAUCCGGACCACUUUGCCCAGAGACAGAGCUGCAUGAAUACGUUUGCCAGCUGGUUUGGCUACAUGCCGCUGAGCCAUUCUCAGAUGAGGCUCGACCCCGUCCUUUUUAAAGACCAGGUCUCCAUCUUGAGGAAGAAAUACCGAGACAUUGAGCGACUUUGAGAAGGAGGUCCUGCCAAGUGGGGGGAGGGGAAGGGAGAAAGGACUGGGGUCAAGCUGCUCUCUCUUCCCAGUGCAGAUCCGCUGACAUGCGGAGCUAGACUGUGCCAACUAACAGAAAACACACACACACACACACACACACACACACACACACACACACACACACACUCAAUCCAAAACAAAAACGAAAACAGACGAAUAGAACUAAAUGGCCAAGGGAGACUGACUCCCUGCUCCUGGGAUUGAUUGCACUGGACUGCAAACUCACCUCACAGGCUUCUGUGUCCCAAGACUAGGUUGUGUACAGUUUAAUUAUGGAACAUUAAAUAAUUAUUUUUGAAAUGAUUGCUAUGCAGGUUUAAACUUUUUUAAUGAUCAAAACUAUUAAAAAUCAGAGUUCUUUCUUUAA
Messenger RNA from Vombatus ursinus (common wombat), 2676 nucleotides. RefSeq names its product exostosin glycosyltransferase 1 (gene EXT1). The record is from RefSeq and is a predicted model, not a curated record. The coding region runs from base 27 to 2267 and encodes 746 amino acids. NCBI's taxonomy places the organism in Eukaryota, Metazoa, Chordata, Mammalia, Diprotodontia, Vombatidae. Gene Ontology annotation, cellular component: membrane. Gene Ontology annotation, molecular function: glycosyltransferase activity. The transcript has 11 exons.